AUGCUGCUGCCGCUCUUGCCUUCCCACUUAGGCGUGUACAGGAAGGGUGGCCACUUUGUAAAGCUUCGUCAUUUUCCGCUGGCUUACGUCCUUGCGGCCUUGAAUGCUUUAGCGGAGAUCGGUGAAUCAUUUGACGCGACAAAGAUGACGCCGAAGGAGCUGGUAGAGCGAAUCUCCAAGCUCGGAGUUAAUUACGAAGAGGCGCAUGCAAAGGACAUGGCGCGGCUAGAGAACAGCAACUUCUUCCUGGCCAACUUUGAUCCAGCAGACUUCUCCUAUGGCAUUGCCAGCGGUGCUGUGGUGCACAAAUCGACUGGUGCCAAACUGGAUGGAGGGGAAGGUGUGCCAUCUGCGAAGGAUCUGGAUGGGGCAGACAAAGCGGCUCUGCAGGGAUACGGGCGGCCCUACGUGGAUGGCAAGCCAGGUGGCGUGUACUAUCGCUAUCCACGCUCUCCACAGCCGUUGCCGCUGUUGGGAAGUUCGGUGGCAUGCUGCAGCUCUCUCCCUGCCAGCGGAUGUACGUCAGCAUGA
Molecule: messenger RNA, 531 nt
Organism: Symbiodinium pilosum
Lineage: Eukaryota; Dinophyceae; Suessiales; Symbiodiniaceae
Source: the annotation of a GenBank genome assembly